Molecule: messenger RNA, 1741 nt
Organism: Mauremys mutica (yellowpond turtle)
Lineage: Eukaryota; Metazoa; Chordata; Testudines; Geoemydidae
Product: keratin, type I cytoskeletal 19-like
Exons: 8
Coding region: 232-1407 (391 amino acids)
Molecular function (GO): structural molecule activity
Source: RefSeq, a predicted model, not a curated record
CACAGCCCACUUCAUAUCGACUGACCAAUAAGAAGAAUUUCAGUGUUGGCAAAAGGCUUACGGCUGGUGAAUUCCACAGGGCUUACAUAUCAUGUUCUAUGGACAACUCCCAUUGUCACAGGCAUAAAGGCAUAAAAGACACCAGGUCAGAGAAAGAAUCUUUCACUCCUGCUUCAAGAGCACAAACGGUGUGAAUUGUGCUUAGAGUUGGAUCCUUGCUAUCUACUCACCAUGUCCACUUACAGCUCGAAGCUAAUAACUUCUUCUGGGUUAGGUAAUAUUAGUGGUUCUUCACUCGGUCAGGCUGUUGGUUCCUUCAGGGCUCCAAGUAUCCAUGGAGGAUCUGGUGGCAGGGGUAUUUCUGUCUCUACGGCUCGGUUUGUCUCUUCUGGGGUAGGAGGUGGCCUUGGUGGUGGCUAUAGUGGUGGUUUGUACAGUGGCUUUGGUGGUGGUGAUGGCCUCCUUUCUGGAAAUGAAAAGACAACUAUGCAGAACUUGAAUGACCGCCUGGCGUCCUACCUGGAGAAAGUACGUACUCUGGAGGAGACAAAUUCUGAGCUAGAAGUUAAAAUCCGAGACUGGUACCAGAAACAAGGACCAGGGCCAGCCCAUGACUACAGCCAAUAUUACAAGACUAUUGAAGAUCUUCGAGACAAGAUUUUUGCUGCCACCAUUGACAACUCCAAGUUUGUUCUGCAGAUUGAUAAUGCCAGGCUGGCUGCUGAUGACUUCAAAACCAAGUAUGAAACAGAGCAGGCGCUGCGCAUGAGUGUUGAGGCUGACAUCAGUGGCCUGCGAAGAGUCCUGGAUGAACUGACCCUGGCCAGAACUGACCUGGAGAUGCAGAUAGAAAGCCUGAAGGAGGAGCUGGCUUACCUAAAGAAGAACCACGAGGAGGAAAUGAAAGCCCUGGGUGGGCAAACAGGUGGCCAAGUCAGUGUUGAGGUUGACUCUGCUCCAGGUAUUGAUCUGACCAAGGUCCUGGCUGACAUGAGAGACCAGUAUGAAGUCAUGGCUGAGAAGAACAGGAAGGAUGCUGAAACUUCGUUCAACAGCAAGAUUGAAGAGCUAAACCAAGAAGUAGCCAUCAAUACUGAACAGCUGCAGACCAGCAAGACUGAAAUCACAGAUCUGAGACGCACCCUCCAAGGCCUGGAGAUAGAGCUUCAGUCCCAGCUUAGCAUGAAAGCUGCCUUGGAAGGCACCUUGGCAGACACUGAGAAUCGCUAUGGUGCCCAGCUGGCACAGAUCCAGCACCUGAUUGGAAACAUUGAGGCACAGCUGACCGACCUUCGAGCUGAUAUGGAGCGGCAGAACAGUGACUACAAGAUACUCAUGGACAUCAAGACCCGUCUGGAGCAGGAGAUUGCCACUUACCGCCAGCUGCUGGAAGGCCAUGACUCCUAGAUGUUUCGGACCCUUUAUGGAACUGCUGGCUCUCAAAGCAGCAGCAAAAGAGACAAGGUGGCUGAUGGAAAGAACUACUGAAGAGACUUGGACUAUCUUACUCUCGAAGAAUAAAAACACUAGACAAGCAGGAACCCAAGGGUGCCAUCACAGACAGACAGUAGUGCUUUGAGAUCUUCACUUCUAAGAAAUUCUAGACCACACAAUGGUCAAGGUAGAAUAGGGCCAUUUAUUAGUGAUACAUUUAUGAACUGGGUUAGCUGUUCUUACAUUUCCAGUUCUCUUUUACUACUAUCUUUGCUGUUUCUACUGUCUAAUAAAAUCAUCUGAUUUA